Molecule: messenger RNA, 1371 nt
Organism: Macroventuria anomochaeta
Lineage: Eukaryota; Fungi; Ascomycota; Dothideomycetes; Pleosporales; Didymellaceae
Exons: 2
Coding region: 1-1371 (456 amino acids)
Source: RefSeq, a predicted model, not a curated record
AUGGCCAUUUUGCCCCGAGAAACACUGGUCGCUGGUGGUGCGAGCGCAGAGUCGUCGCAGUUUGGUAGAUCGUCGCCUUACCCUAAACUUACCAUCACGCUUGCCGUGCUUAUACCAGUGGUUGCCAUUUUGGGACUAUUGGUAUGCUUUUGCUAUCGCAGGAAGAGACGGACGAAGGAAGACGUGAUCGAAACAGAAGCUGUUCCAAGUUUCAAGGUCCUUCGGGUGAGGAAGUUCGUUCCGAAUGAUGAUGUCGAGGCCGGCUUAUGGCGCGUAGUCGGCGAGGAGAUACCAUGUGCGAGCAGCUCCAGUACCACUACGAAAAAUGAGGAGUCUGAAGCCCGAGAUGAUGAGCUCGCUCGGUCUAGAUUCUCAGACAAGGAAGUGGUGCAGAGCACUGCUCAUACUGGAUUGGUACAAGAAUCUCGUCCGGAUGAAGUGGAAACAGAACGGACGAGUUUGGUCAAUCGUAUCAGGAAGAUACGCGGAGUCUGGCCUGGUCCCAAAAAAUUCAACGACACCACUUCAGCAGCACAAUCAAAGACAACGCUGAGAGUAUCCAGUAGCACGUACAAGAAAGAUGCAGGCUCGAGUAAGGGGAAAGAACAUCUUGCUUCGGAGGAGGUCCUUGGUAUCGACAAACGAUCGAUGUUACAGAGGCUCACGGACCCUCAUGCCCAUCGCUCCUCACAUCUCCGUAUCGCGCCAGCAAACCUGGAUCAGUCAAGUACUUUCGUGAACCCAAGCGAUGUCGAGUAUGCGCCCAAUCCGGUGAUAUUCUCGCAUCUUUAUGGGUCUUCAAAUGCAUUCCAACCUAUGCCGCCAAUAUCAGAAGUAGACGCAACAAGCAAGCCCAAAGUACAGGCAAAGGAGCCAUUCGAGCUGGAUGCGGUUGAUAGCGAGUUCAACCCUUGGCAUCAUGCACCCAUGCCUAUCGUGGGCAAAGUACCUCAUCGAUGGGAGAAAACCCUUGGUAGUAAUCGCAUGUUCUUCGACGCAGAAGCCGAACUGAUGUCAGGACGUAAGAGACGUUCGCUAUCCGACCAUCAUCAUUCUCCAGAACCUCCACGGCGGAAACGAAAGCUCAAGCUUUUCAAAGCGAGAUCUCCCAGGCCUACAUCGGAUGGUACGAAUUCCAGGCUUGCAGAUAAACGAUCCUGCACUAGCUUUCCAGAUCGUUCCCAGGACCAAGCCGCGACAUCCUCCAAAUUAUCAGACCUACGGCAAGAGACCGAUGUGUUUUUGUCCUCAGAAUCAGAUUUAGCACAUCCGAAUGUCUGGAUUCCGACCGCAGUGCCAGUGUCACUACCUGUCGUACUGCCUUCCGCAUAUCCGUCGUUGGUGCUGGCGGACGAAGAUCACCAGUGGUAG